CCUCCCCAGAACACUCUGCAUGGCUACCUCAGUGUCACCGCCUCCCGGGAGUGGGCAUCACCCUUCUGCCCAUCGGACUGCUGCGGGACGGGAAGCACGGCUGGGUGCGCUGUGCCAAGGUCCUGUGUUCUGAACACUGCACCUACUUCCUCUUCUAGGUUGUGGGGGGCGUGGAAGCGGGCACUAGGCUGCCUGAAAUGGUGCCUGUCUUGCCCAUGUCUCUUGAGAUUUGCCUGUGUGCAUUGGGCUCACAUCUGCUGCUGGUUUCGGCUUCCCCCGCACAUUGUCCCCUUUGCGGGCCCCUAACGCCCUGUGUUGUUGCAGCAUAGUGCACCUGUGUCUGCGCAAGGCCGACCAGAAACUAGUGAUCAUUAAACAGAUUCCUGUGGAGCAGAUGACGAAGGAUGAGAGGCUGGCAGCUCAGAAUGAGUGCCAGGUGCUGAAGCUGCUGAAUCACCCCAACAUCAUUGAGUAUUACGAGAACUUCCUGGAAGACAAGGCUCUUAUGAUUGCCAUGGAGUAUGCACCAGGUGGCACCUUGGCAGAGUUUAUUCAUAAACGUUGCAACUCCCUGUUGGACGAAGACACCAUCCUGCACUUUUUUGUGCAGAUCCUGCUGGCCCUUCAUCACGUUCACACCAAACAGAUCCUGCACCGAGACUUAAAGACUCAGAACAUUCUGUUGGACAAACACCGCAUGAUUGUCAAGAUCGGAGACUUUGGCAUCUCCAAAAUCUUGAGCAGCAAGAGCAAAGCCUACACGGUUGUGGGGACGCCGUGCUACAUCUCCCCAGAGCUGUGUGAAGGGAAACCCUACAACCAGAAGAGUGACAUCUGGGCACUGGGCUGCGUGCUCUACGAACUUGCCAGUCUCAAGAGAGCCUUUGAAGCUGCAAACCUGCCCGCCUUGGUGCUGAAGAUCAUGAGCGGGACGUUUGCUCCCAUCUCGGACCGAUACAGCCCAGACCUGCGCCAGCUUAUCCUGAGCAUGCUCAACCUGGACCCUUCCAAACGGCCUCAGCUGAAUGAGAUCAUGGCCCAGGCCAUCUGCAUUCGGCCGCUUCUCAACCUUUAUACUGACGUGGGCAGCGUCAAAAUGAGAAAGCCUGAGAAGCCCUUAGCGGCGGUGCCAGCCGUGAGCCACAGCAGAGCGGGCGGAAGGGUGGCCAGCGCCAGACCCAGGGGGGUUCCAGUGGGCUCAGCCAGGACUGGAAUCCCGCCUCCCCUCUCCUCCAUCUACACCUGGGGCAGCGGGAUCACCGCCCCUUUCCGCCUGCCCAUGCUCAACACAGAAGUGGUGCAGGUGUCUGCCGGGAGAACCCAGAAGGCCGGCGUCACGAAAUCCGGGAGGCUCAUCAUGUGGGAGGCUUCCCCGCUGGGCGCUGCCGGUGAGACGCUGUGGCCAAGCUUUGUCUGA
Messenger RNA from Pelodiscus sinensis (Chinese soft-shelled turtle), 1417 nucleotides. Lineage: Eukaryota; Metazoa; Chordata; Testudines; Trionychidae. The record is from RefSeq and is a predicted model, not a curated record.